Messenger RNA from Notothenia coriiceps (black rockcod), 8107 nucleotides. RefSeq names its product zinc finger protein 516. NCBI's taxonomy places the organism in Eukaryota, Metazoa, Chordata, Actinopteri, Perciformes, Nototheniidae. Gene Ontology annotation, molecular function: DNA-binding transcription factor activity, RNA polymerase II-specific; RNA polymerase II cis-regulatory region sequence-specific DNA binding. The coding region runs from base 751 to 4134 and encodes 1127 amino acids. The transcript has 5 exons. The record is from RefSeq and is a predicted model, not a curated record. Gene Ontology annotation, cellular component: nucleus. Gene Ontology annotation, biological process: regulation of DNA-templated transcription.
GCGAGGGGGAAAGAGAGAGAGAGAAAGAGAGAAAGAGAGAAAGAGAGAAAGAGAGGAACCUGUACUGCUCUAUAACACAAGGAGAUAGGAAUUCGCCAGAGAUAAUAAUAAUAAUAUUUCCACACGAUUUUUUUUGCCGAGUUGAACUCCGGGUCGCUGUUGACAGGCGCCGCACCGGCACACACCGCGGCUCUCCUCUCUAUCUCUGCCGGAGCUGGACUCUUUUAUAUAUUUUAACAGAGCUGCACCGGUCCCUUUUUUGAGAGUGUUUGUCAGCGGUGUUUCUAACUGGUGAAGGAUAUGCAGUGUGAUUGAAGAGAAUGGAGAGAAGACAAUGAAAUGAAGAACAGAAGUGUGGCGGAAAAGUACUCAAAACCUCUUUCCACUGACACAAUGAUGACCUGGAAUUAAGACAGAAAUGUGUUUGUUCGGACAAAGAGACCAUAAGCACGUGUCAAAAUAAAUGAUAAAGCUACAUGCAUUGCUUUCUAUGGUGCCUGUGGCAUGUAGAUAGUUUGAACUACUGAUUCAUUGACAGUGCCAGAUGAAGAUGGAUAGAUGGUGUUGCAUCCAGUAACUGGAGAGUGCUAAAUGAGCUGCUGUGUAAGCAGCUUGAUCCCUGGAUGAUUGAAGGCAGAUAACAAUUGAACUUAAGCACGCUAGACUUACCUAGAUGUGCAAAAGCAGAUCGCAGUAGUUUUUUUGGAGCUUGUGAAAGACCAGGUAGUACAGGGUAGUUUGGAUUGUACUAUGAAUUCUAGAGACAGUGUGGAGGUGAUGGAGACCCGGGCAGCAGGGAAGGAGAAGCUGGUUGGAGACAAGGUCAGCCAUAGAAAUGACAUUGAUGGGGAGGAAGACAAAACCCCAGGGGCUUUUGACUGCAACGUCUGCGGACGCAGCUUCCCGUUCCUCAGCUCAUUGUCCCAGCACAUGAGACGACACACUGGUGCUCGCCCUUACAAAUGCCCCUACUGUGACCACAGGGCCUCUCAGAAGGGCAACCUCAAAGUUCACAUCCGCAGCCACAAACUGGGCACCCUCUCCAGCCACCACUCCAAUGAGGAUGAAGAGGGUGGAGCCGAGGAGGAGGAGAUGAGUGUUUCAGAGGGCCUUGAUGGAGGUACGAGUCCAACUAAGAGCAGCUCAGCCUGUAACCGGAUGAUUAAUGGGGAUAGUGGAGAGGAGAGUCGCAGGAAAGUGCCUGGUAGGAGCCUGAAAAGAGAAAAGCCUGUUAAUGACCAGAGGCCUUUCUGUUGCCGUCUCUGUGGCUACGAGGCCUUUCGAGAAGAUCAGCUCCUCAGCCAUAUUGAAAAGGUCCACAUAACAGCAGAUGCAGACGAUGAUACCACUGUUAAGGAAGAGGUUGUGCCCGAACCUGAAAUCAUCCAACCUCAGGGUGAUGGGACCUUCCCCUGUGAGACCUGCGGCCAGGUGUUUACCCAGGCCUGGUUUCUGAAGUCACACAUGAAGAAACAUGCAGGGAUCCUGGACCACUGCUGUCGCAUCUGUGGACGACGGUUCCGUGAAGCCUGGUUCCUAAAGUCGCACAUGAAAACACACAACACCAAAUCCAGGGCACGGUCAAAAGGGGAAUCUGCUGAGCCUCCAGCCACCAUCAAUGACGUAGCUCAGGAUCCCGAAGUUGUCACUAGCCACAUUUCAUCCAUCUAUCAAGUGUGUUCCAAAUGUGGGAACCUGUUCCACAACAAAGAGAGCCUGAGGGCCCAUGAAAAAAUCCACAGUGUCAGCUAUGGCAGGAAAUCCCCAAGCCAAUGCCAACUCAGUGAUGAUGAGGACUCACCAGCUGCUAAGAGAUGUUUCUUUGACUGCUUAAACCUCCAGCCUGUUGAGAAGAAAACUCUGGAUGAAGAGGAGAAUGAAAAGCUAGGUCAAAGAAUCCCAGAGCUAGAUCCAUUUUGCAGCUACCAGGCCUGGCAAUUAGCUACAAAAGGAAGGGUUGUUGAGCCAGUGGAGGCAAUUUCCAAGGGCUCCUAUGGGGUAGGAAGUAUGGGGGAGGAAGCCCUUGCCGGGGCCGCUGUGGUUUUUGAGAAGGAGAGCAGCCGUUAUGUCCUUCAAAGUCAAGGGAAACGUAACUCAGGGCGACGCAGCAGCUCUGGUUUUGGAAGCCAUGCUUCUUCAGGGGACCGGACACCAGAGAGCCUCAGCGACUCCGAGUACCGGCCUUCGUCUCGCCAGGAGCGGCGGCGACCAUCUGCCUCCAAGUCCAACGAAUGCUUUGAGUGCGGGAAGGUGUUCCGUAGUCGUCACCAGAUGAUCGUUCACCAGCGGGUACACAGGAAGGACGGAGGCAGGGUAUCUGUGGGCUACAAGGAAAGAGCUUCAAGAGACGAGCGAUGGGGCUCUACCAGUGAUCCCGAGUCAGGUUCCCCCAGCCGGCCCAGCACCCCGGGGUAUGGGGACUCUCCACCAGCCUCCACCCUCGUGAACCAGGCCUCAGAGAUGGGUACGGCAAACUCUGGAGAGACUACAGAUGAGAAGCCUUACGUCUGCAGCCUUUGUGACUUUGUCACCAGAGAGCUGCAGGUCUACUCGACUCAUGUUUGUGUCCAACACCCCGCUGCCCCCGGAGAGAGACCCAGCCCUAUUCCCAGCCCCUGCUCAAGCAGAGGCACCCCAAGUGGUUACCCCAAGCUGAAGAAAGCUCUCCUCCAGGGGAUGAACAACUCAGCAUCUCCUCCUGCUUACCUCUCAGCUCGAUCCUCCCCGCUCGAUCCCAGCAUGACCCCUGUUGAUCUGUGCAUGAGGGCCAAUGGCUGCAGGGGCAUAGCCUCCCUAACACAGGACAGGAAAGGUCUCCCAAGCCACAAGUGCUCCUUCUGCUCCCACUCCACCCGCUACCCCGAGGUGCUCUGGAUGCACCAGACUGUAGCUCACCGCAUCAACAGCAGUAGCUCCAAUCUUGCUCCAAAAUGGGCACUGAAAAAUUGUUCCAAGGGCUCCAGAGACAAUAUAUUAUCCCCCAGGAGACGCACUGGUCCCCCGCCAAUGCUGGAGGGGAAGGAAUGCCCAUCGCUGCCUCCACUGAUGCGUGCCCAACGCACCCAGCCUCCAACCAACUCUAUCGAGGUUCCGAAGAAGAGCAAGCCAGCCAGUCAAGCAGCCAUGCCAUCAUCAUCCUCCUCCUCAACCCCCUCUUCCUCGACCUCCAGAGUCUCCUCAUCCACCUCGGGAACCCAAGCAGUGAGAGUCCCCGUCCGGCCUGGCAGCAGCAGCAAAACCAGCAGCAGUGUCAGACACAUGGAGGACCAGAGUCAUCAGUCCCGCUUCAGACCCAAAGUGGAUAUUUACCCUCGGGGCGGCUUGUCGUCUUCCUCCAGCUCUUUGGAGAAAAGCACCGGUGCCGCCUCACGCUCCUCAGCCCCGAGCCCCAGCGCAGCUUCUGCAUCCCGGAUCUCUGACCGCUAUGUGAUGCCUCAAGAGGGCCUCGGCUUCAUGCUGUCCAGCAAACAUGGCCUCGCGGAGUACAGCCGGGCUAGAGGUUCCCCUCAUCAGCCGCUUCCCAACGCCCACGGCCAGAGCCGGGUUAAAGCUACGAGGCCCAGCACCAUCACCCAUAGCACCGCUGCAGGACAUGACUACGGAGCCUACCAGGCACAUGGGGGCACUUUGCUGAACUCUUCCUCCUCAUCCUCCUCCCCCUCCUCUUCUUUGCCUUCAGAGGCUCGUGGAGAUGUCAAGCAGGAGCCAAUGGCAGAGGCGCCAGAGACGCCAACAGACAUUCUCGGCUUCCUCAAUAACUACAGCCCCCAUGAACUGGCUUCCCUCUACCACCGCUGGGGGGCGGCCAACGCACUGAUGGAUCCCACUGGGAUGAUGAGGUCUCUGAUGCGGCAGGGACAGUAUUUCUGCCACGAGUGCGGGAAGAGUUUCAGUCAGCCCAGCCACCUGCGUACACAUAUGAGAUCCCAUACAGGGGAGAGGCCAUUCUGCUGCCAGCUCUGCCCAUACCGAGCAUCUCAGAAAGGGAACCUAAAGACACACGUCCAGAGUGUCCACCAUUUGCCUUUUGACAACAGCCAGUAUCCCGACACAAGGAGUCUAAUACUGAGCCAGGAGGAGCAAGGAGCGCUGGCUGCCAAACACACACCGACGCCACCACAACAACAAGAGUAACCCAUCUGGACUGAGGCCAGUCUAGUCAGGGACAACCCAAAAAAAAACACCAUUCCUAAAAAUGAGAGGACUGGAAGCUGGACCCAAGACUCAUGAUGGACCUCUCCUUGCCACCCAUCACCCUUUAAUUAACUUAGACACAUUUUCUACAAUGAAGGCUAGUCGUUUUCUUUUUUUAAUUUGAAACAAGAAGGUGGUUAAAGCUGUGCUAGGCAAUUUUGAGGAGUGUCUUAUCGACUUACAAAAAAUGAUUCUGCAGUAUCUUCACCAGAAAUCGAUAUUUUGCUUCUUUAGAUUGACAACAAUUAGCAGGUUGUGUUUAGUUGACCUUAAAUGAAUUCUGAAUAUAGAACUCCCUAAAAACACAAAGAGUAACCUCUUGCUGCCAUUUCAGAGGUACAGACCGAUUUCAGCCUGUGCAGCUUUACAAGAAAAGCAAAGUUGUAAUAAAACAAAGCGGAGAAACUGAACUUGAAUGCAACUGCUAGCUUUUUGAAUCAAGGACUAUGGCAUUGCAUGGCUGCUGUAGUUAUCUUUCCCUUUCUUUUUCUGCUUUAGCUUUAUUGUAGAAGAGGUUGUGCAUUCCUCAGGACACCAAUCAUCAGAGUUGAGAGAGAAGACGCUUCACAAUUGAUCUACAGUCAAUUGACGCAUUGCAUGUUCUUUCUUCCUCUGGGUUUAUGAAGAUCUAGACAUGCAUCUGUCUGUGUGAAUGUGUGUGUGUGUGUGUGUGUGUGUGUGUGUGUGUGUGUGUGUGUGUGUGUGUGUGUGUGUGUGUGUGUGUGUGUGUGUGUACACGAGUGUGUUAAACUCACUUCCCUCCACUCCAAAGUGUAACGUUAGCAGUGCAGUGACCACUCUAAGGCUGUGUAGCUGAUGAUUAGAAGGAGAGAGAGAGAGAGGUAGGAUUAAAGGCAGAAAGAGAACGCUAAUGGGGGUGUCUGCUUUAGUGCUCAUUAAAAAGAGUGUGCGUUUUUAAUAGCCAAUAUAAAUGAGCGUACCAUUUUUUAUGGCCGUUCAAUUAUUGUCCAUUUAAGAGGAAGUGACUGAGUGGAGGCAGUUUCCCUCCAUAACUCCAUCAAAUGAAGGAGUGUUUCCGACACUUCUGACUUUGAGUUAGACCGACUACAAAACAGUAGGGAUGACAGGAAGACGCUCGCUCGCUGUGGAUCGCACAGAAUAGACUCUUGUGCUAUUACAAAAGAGAAUAUGGUAGUGCUACGUGUUAGCUAGUGAAGAUGCAUCUUAAUGUCAUGCUUCUAAAGGGUAACACAGACCUUUUGGCUUAAAGCUUUGGUAUCAAAAGCAAGCCAGUCUCUCUGGUUAAAAGCCUGUGGCACAGAGUUUUUAGCACCAAUGUGACCUAAGGGGCAACAAGAUAUUUAAAUAAAUACUUCACCCUCAUUAAGACUGUUUGCAGAUCAGUUAAUCAGCCUGUGUUAUCUUGAAUACUUUAACAGUUUAUAUUUUUUCCUUUCAUGCCUCAUAAAGUUAUUUAUUUACAAAAGCCAGUUUUGCCCAUAUUGGGAAUAAUGUAUUCCUCUGAUUAGGUAGAUUAUCUUCUACACAAAGUAAAGGUUUAUUUGUUUGCAUUUUUUUACUAUUGUAACAUAGUGAAAAGUUCUACCUUUACAGGGGUCUCAAAAUGAGUCAAAUGAAACUAUUUCAGAAGCAAAAUUCAUCUUCUCAUAUAAAUCUCGGCAAAAAAAGGAAGGAAAAUAUCUCAAACUAUUCCUUUUUCAACUUGAAACAACAAGAGAGCAGAGCUUCUUUUGCUACCAAACAUUUAAGCAGAGUAAACGAGCCGAACUCUCACACUGUCGGUCUCUUGGAGGGUGAUGUGAAGAUUUGCAUUCUAGCCGGAAAAGAGUGAGGAGGUCAGAUAAAGAGGGAGAGGGCAGCCAGAAGCCAGGAGGUCAGGCUUCCAGAGAGUUCAGGUACAGGAGAUGGAGACAUUUUGAAGUCAAUUGAAUUGUAGAGCCGUCACAGCCUUAACACUGGUGGGUGUGCAUUGGUGUGUGUGUGUUUGUAUGUGCAUUCUCAGUCCUCUCUGUACUGUAUAAGAGGUUGACUUGUCACUUCUGUGUACUCCAGCCUUCCUCUAGAUGCUUUCUAUACUAGCCUACCUCCUCUGCAAUGGAAGUGUGUUUAGUUUAUUGGCUGGUGGAGUAGGAGGAGAUGCUCUCUUUAUGUCCUGGGCUUGUUUUGUAUCUCUUCAACAUCCUCCACAUUUUUGAGAAAGCCAUGCAUUGACCAUAUCAUGUAUAAAAUAAGUAUUUAGCCACCCCUUUCUAAAUAGUCCCCCCCUUUCAAGUUUAAAACCUUGUGUUUGAAAUGUAGGCCAUGGCAAUAAGUUAUUUUGGAUCCAGAAGUGACUACAUUUGGAUGAUCCAUUGCUAUAUAUCCUGAUUGACAGGUUGUUGUAUCACAAGGUGGCCAAGCCCUAAAGAGUACUCUGCUUUAUCUUUUAUUUUACUUUAAAUGGGAACAUACCCUACCCUAAAAAAAAUAAUUAGGGUAGUUAGUUAAUUAAAAUAAUUAGGGUAGGGUCGUUUUCUCAUAGACUUCCAUACAAUUUGACUUACUUUUGGAGCCAGUGGAUUCGCCCCCUGAUGGUCUUUACACAUAAUGCAGGUUUAGGCACUUCUGCAUAUGCCUGACUUUCCAGACCCUGAGGCUACGUCCACUUCUUUUAUACAGUCUAUGGUCUUGCCACGAUGGGGAAAAGAGAUGAAAGCAAGGCAGUUGAAAGCGAAAUUACACAGCAAGAGUUGAAAUGUGGAGACAUUUUGUACGCAUAACAUCAAAAAUCAAAGCAGUUAAAAGAUAUCGGAACGUAAACAGUACUAUACUUCCCAUCUAUUUGAAGACCUCAGCAGUUUUUCCCUAAUGAUGAAAUGGUUGCUAUUCCAGUGGGUUGUUGAGUUAUGCUUACAGCGUUGUGUGCUUGAAUAUGCCUAAUCAUACACAAAUGUGUGUAUUGAAGGUGUGGGUAGUGAAAAUACUUGAAAUAGACACUCUAGCCUUCGAGGUAGUGUAGUACUAAUACCAAUGUUGUACAGAAUUCCCUUUAAGAUUAAUUCCUCAGUGAUGAAUUUGUACUCCGAAGUGUGACUUAGAAAAACUUUGAAGCAGGAGUGAGUGUAUGUAAUAUAAAACUGUCUAUCUGUAAUCCACUCUUACCAAACCCUUAUAUACAGCGGUAGAAACCAAAUGGCAUUACUAGUGCACUUAGACUAGGUUACUGCUUUAACCGUUCUCAUGUUGUCCAAUACUAGCUAAGGUUUCUUUGAGAAUGUCUUUUUAAUGGUGCCGGCUAACACACUUCAAUGUCACUUGGGGUUUAGAGGCUUUUUGUUAGGAUGUUUCCAUAGAUUUCUAUUGACAAAUGAUUUGUUCUGUGACGGCUGUGUGGCACUGCUUUUUAGCUUUGUUUCCUUACUGAAAGUUGGAUAAUUCUAGGUGCAGCAGUGCUUCUUUUUUUCAUAAUAAAGAUGUAAGAGUUUGUUUUUAGUAUUUCUCUUUACUAAACUGUAGGGUUUGUUCAGUAGCUAGCCAUGGCUGCCCUCCCACAGGGGCUGGCACGUGUUGUUCUUUUUUCUUUGGUUGGGUUUUUAUCAUGCCUCUUAAGUUGUAUUAUUUGUGUUCGUAUUGCUUUUUUAAUUAUUAUUUGUUAUGAACUUCAUGAUUAAUUUACCUUAGAAGAAAUUAUUAUUCCAAGUGUAUUUGGUUGAUAUGUAUUUAUUAUCACUUCAAAAAGGAUUAGAGGACAGAGGCAGACAGCAGCGUUUGUUUAAUUCGAUUUUUUCUUUUCUGGGUUGUUCUUUUGUUUUUAUACCGUGUAGUUUUCAUGCCAGCAAGCCGGUGUGAAAGCUCUACCUCGUCUGAGCCAUUCUCAGUUCUGUUACACUUUUGUACAUCAUUUCAAAAAGAUGUAAUGUCAUGUCCACAAUAAAAGACACACAAAAUGGCA